UUACUCAAGAUGCAGAUCUUUGUGAAAACCCUGACUGGCAAAUCAGUUACCCUUGAGGUGGAGCCCACCGACACCACUGAGAAUGUCAAGGCCAAAAUCCAGGAUAAGGAAGGCAUCCCUCCAGACCAGCAGCGUCUCAUAUUUGCCGGCAAGCAACUGGAAGAUGGUCGCACCCUUUCCGACUACAAUAUCCAGAAGGAGUCAACCCUCCAUCUUGUGCUCCGCUUAAGAGGAGGAAUGCAGAUCUUUGUGAAGACCCUCACUGGCAAGACCAUCACCCUGGAGGUGGAGUCCAGUGACACCGUUGAAAACAUCAAGGCCAAAAUCCAGGAUAAGGAAGGCAUCCCUCCAGACCAGCAGCGUCUCAUCUUUGCCGGCAAGCAACUAGAAGAUGGUCGCACCCUGUCCGACUACAACAUCCAGAAGGAGUCAACCCUCCAUCUUGUGCUUCGCUUAAGAGGAGGAAUGCAGAUCUUUGUGAAGACCCUCACUGGCAAGACCAUCACCCUGGAGGUGGAGUCCAGUGACACCGUUGAAAACAUCAAGGCCAAAAUCCAAGAUAAGGAAGGCAUCCCUCCAGACCAACAGCGACUCAUCUUUGCUGGAAAGCAACUAGAAGAUGGUCGCACCCUGUCCGACUACAACAUCCAGAAGGAGUCAACGCUCCAUCUUGUGCUGCGCUUAAGAGGAGGAAUGCAGAUCUUUGUGAAGACCCUGACUGGAAAGACUAUCACAUUGGAGGUGGAGUCCAGUGACACCAUUGAAAACAUCAAGGCCAAAAUCCAAGAUAAGGAAGGCAUCCCUCCAGACCAGCAGCGGCUCAUCUUUGCCGGCAAGCAACUAGAAGAUGGUCGCACCCUGUCCGACUACAACAUCCAGAAGGAGUCAACCCUCCAUCUUGUGCUCCGAUUAAGAGGAGGAAUGCAGAUCUUUGUGAAGACCCUGACUGGAAAGACUAUCACUCUGGAGGUAGAGCCCAGUGACACCAUUGACAACGUGAAAGCCAAAAUCCAGGAUAAAGAAGGCAUCCCUCCAGACCAGCAACGACUCAUCUUUGCUGGCAAGCAGCUGGAAGAUGGCCGCACCCUGUCCGACUACAACAUCCAGAAGGAGUCAACCCUCCAUCUUGUGCUUCGCUUAAGAGGAGGAAUGCAGAUCUUUGUGAAGACCCUCACUGGCAAGACCAUCACAUUGGAGGUGGAGUCUAGUGACACCAUUGAAAACAUCAAGGCCAAAAUCCAGGAUAAGGAAGGCAUCCCUCCAGACCAGCAGCGUCUCAUCUUUGCCGGCAAGCAGUUGGAAGAUGGCCGCACCCUGUCCGACUACAACAUCCAGAAAGAGUCAACCCUCCAUCUUGUGCUCCGCUUAAGAGGAGGAAUGCAGAUCUUUGUGAAGACCCUGACUGGCUGA
Molecule: messenger RNA, 1410 nt
Organism: Solea senegalensis (Senegalese sole)
Lineage: Eukaryota; Metazoa; Chordata; Actinopteri; Pleuronectiformes; Soleidae
Product: polyubiquitin
Exons: 1
Coding region: 10-1410 (466 amino acids)
Biological process (GO): protein ubiquitination; modification-dependent protein catabolic process
Cellular component (GO): cytoplasm; nucleus
Molecular function (GO): protein tag activity; ubiquitin protein ligase binding
Source: RefSeq, a predicted model, not a curated record